AUGCCUUGCCUGCACGGCCGAAACGUAUUAUUAUAUUUUAGAGAAUGUGACAUCUUUAUUCUUGAUAGAUGUUUCAGGGAUGCUAUUACAUUCCUUCAUGAACUGGGAUACAACGCUCUCAUAUCUAAGACUAACGAUAAAAACAAACGCCGCAAUGACCUAAUGUUAUUGCAAGAUCGUUCAUAUUACGGCGAGCAUAUAAGAGUUAUCAGUGCAUACAAAAUCGAAGUAUGUCGUCAAAAUGUGCACGUUUUAAAUAGCAACAGUUAUUUGCUACGAGGGCGAAUUCAGUCCAGACAUGUGAGUAGGGAAAUAUACUACACGUACUGCUCGUUGACACCACCCCAAUACUCAGAAAUACCAGCCGCUAUAUCUGUAUAUUACUGCAGCUGCUUGGCUGGUAGACGAACUGUGUGUUCUUGUGCUCGGGUGAUGAGCGUAGCGUGGUUUUUAUUUUGGGCAUGCCAUCGAGUUGUCACUGAACCGCCUGCUAUGCUGAUUAGUUCACCGUGCUUAGGUGUCACAAGAACUUAGCCUACGCCAUACAAUCGAGGUAACGCUUUUAUUUUAAAACGUAAUACUGACGUAAUGCUGAGUUGUAGUUGGUAUCUAGGAAUUGUUAUAGGUACUUACAAUGAAAAUAUAGAAGUUAUACUUGCUCUAUUUUCUCUUGAACCUCGUUUGAAACUGAUAUUGGACGAAGCCACGUAAGUGUGCUUGAAUGCAAGAAAUUGCAAUAUUUUUUUAGUUUUGACAGGUUAUAAUGAAAUGAGACACUGUUGCCUGUAAAUUAUUAUGUUUCUAUUUGGAGAUAGGUAGUAUUUUUUAUUGUUUGCGCCAAUAUCAACACAUCUUAUCUAACCGUUUGGGUUUUGGGAGAAACGGUGAAAAAAAAUCACAGUUUGUGAACAAACGCCAUCUUUUGGUCGAUAAUCGGCAUGAUCUACCUAGACAACCUCCCAUGACGAAGUCUUUUGGGAUAUUAUGAUUAGAAGGUAAUUUUGAUCUUGAGUAAUAUGAACCCAAUUUAAUAUACCUUCAAGUUGAUAAAAAUUAUUAACUAAAGACAUUCUCAAAAUUUUACUACUUUGCAGAUAUCACCAACGCCAUCUUGUUCAAUUUAUUAGACAAAACUACGGCUCUAAGCCAAGGAAGUGCUAUUUCUUUUCCGUUUCAUGUUUCAGUAAUACCUACUGUGUUACGUUAGGUGGCGCCGUAGGAGCAUUCUAAAAAACGAUAAAUAUGCUAUCAUUUCUUUGAAUUAUAUUUUUCGGAUAUCUUCAAUAACAGCCAAAAAUAUGUAUAAUAUAUUAAAACGCGUGCUCCCGUUGAAGAUCCUCCUUAUGUAG
Cydia pomonella (codling moth) is the source of this 1349-nucleotide messenger RNA. RefSeq lists its product as uncharacterized. NCBI's taxonomy places the organism in Eukaryota, Metazoa, Arthropoda, Insecta, Lepidoptera, Tortricidae. Bases 1 to 534 code for a protein of 177 amino acids. The record is from RefSeq and is a predicted model, not a curated record. The transcript is spliced from 3 exons.